Molecule: messenger RNA, 1447 nt
Organism: Truncatella angustata
Lineage: Eukaryota; Fungi; Ascomycota; Sordariomycetes; Amphisphaeriales; Sporocadaceae
Product: mPR-like GPCR protein
Exons: 4
Coding region: 183-1139 (318 amino acids)
Cellular component (GO): membrane
Molecular function (GO): signaling receptor activity
Source: RefSeq, a predicted model, not a curated record
AUAUGAAUUAGGCCAUCAGAGCAUUUGGAUUUUUUUUUCUCUCUCGUUACUCCCCUCAAUUAUUCUUUCGUAGUUUUGCAAUGUGAGAAACGUCUGCUCUUCCACCAAGGUUAGCCUGUCUUUCAGUUUCUGGGUUUCUAUUUUUUUUUUUAGGUCCCGCAAAACGAUUCUAUUCGACCAAGAUGUCUUCGGAGAAAUCGCGCUCUGGAAGCGAGGAGUGCGAAAAAAGCCGCUCCGAGCCGCGCGCUCUGCCGCUGUCGAUCCAGGAUCGCAGGAACGAUGGAAUUUGCCUUUUGCCAUUUGAAGACAUUCCGGACUGGUAUCAAGACAACCCAUGGAUUCGAAGGGGAUAUCGUCCUGUAUCCAACUCUGCCAAGACAUGCAUUCGGAGCUGGGCUGGCUUACACAAUGAGCUGGUCAAUAUCCACUCCCAUUUGUUCGCAGCCAUAGCGUUUCUUUUGGCCGAAGCCUACAUACUGGAGCCUCUCCAUCGAAGAUACUCGGGGGUAUCUGCUGGGGAUUACGCUGUCCUGGCCAUCUUUCUCUUGACCGCAACCACCUGUUUUGGCUUCUCUGCUGCCUACCAUACCUUGAUCAACCAUUCUCAGAAAGUAGAGGCGAUAUGGCUACGCUUGGAUUUCGUCGGCAUCAUUCUCUUGAUUGUGGGAUCUUUCAUAUCUGGUAUUUACGUAGGCUUCUGGUGCGAGCAACUCGAAAAGACUAUAUAUUGGGGAAUGACAGGUGGUCUUGGUGCGAUUUCUAUCUUCGUGAUGGUGCACCCGAGAUUUCAAGGGUUAAAAUGGAGAACAUUCCGUCUCCUUACUCUUGUGAGCACCGGCUUGUCCGGUAUUGCCCCUAUUGCCCAUGGCAUUUAUAAGUUCGGGUUUCCGCAAAUGGCCCUGCAGUCCGGCUUGCCAUACUAUUUAGCGGAAGGCGGCCUGUUCUUGGUCGCAGCUGUGAUAUAUGCGACGAGGUUUCCCGAGUGCAUCAAGCCAGGAACAUUCGAUAUUUGGGGGUCAUCUCAUCAGAUCUUCCACAUCAUAGUCGUCUUUGCUACAAUCGUCCAUCUGGUUGGAGUGCUUACCGCAUAUGAUUACAACUACAACAAUCGUCAAUGCGCGGCACACGUUGGCCACUGAUUCGAGGGACAUACGAGGACUGCACAAAUCAUGACAACGAUACUUCAAAGUUUGCUCUCAGUUAAACAGCAUGUUGCCAGUGUGUGCCUACGUGCGAUUGAUGCGUCCGGUAAUUGCAACAGCAAGAGCCGUUGUAGGUGAAUCCACAUCGACCAUGUUCAGAAAAACGUUCAGGCUUACUGCUCCGGGUGGAUCGGAGCGAUUGACUGUUCAAGGUAACGAGCGUUGCGUUUGUCAGCCCUGCAGCCCCGCAUGAUUGCUACCCCGUAGAUGGAAUGCUAUAGUCACGAGGCUGCGUAAUUUAUCAG